Messenger RNA from Salpingoeca rosetta, 1737 nucleotides. RefSeq lists its product as uncharacterized. Gene Ontology annotation, molecular function: protein binding. NCBI's taxonomy places the organism in Eukaryota, Choanoflagellata, Craspedida, Salpingoecidae. Bases 1 to 1737 code for a protein of 578 amino acids. The record is from RefSeq and is a predicted model, not a curated record. The transcript has 15 exons.
AUGGAGGCAGUUGUGCCGCUCUGGAAGGCUUCGACAGAGUACACUGCAGAUGCAGUGGAGUGCUGCCCCGUGCCAGGGUACGAAGACGUGUGUGCGGUUGGAUUGUACCAGCUGAAGGAUGACCCAAAGGCUGCGGACAACCCAGAUGCGCCGAAACUCCGCUGUGGGCGCCUUCACUUGUAUCACCUCGCCAACGCCAACACAACGCUGGAGCGGUUGCAGUCGUUUGAUUGCGAGGCCAUCUUGGACAUCAAGUGGUCACAGGUGACGACACCCGAACACCCAGAGCCGCUGCUGGCAGCUGCCACUGCGCCCGGGAAUGUUGUGCUGUACCGCCUGCGCUGCAACCCCACCGAUGGCGAUGGUGACGGAGAUAGCGCAGGGUAUGCGCUGGAGGAGAUGACGAGCACCGUCGUCGCUGAUGGGCAGCUUGCGCUGUCGCUGGAGUGGUCGGAUCGACGCCAACAGCCGGGAUGCGGCGCAUCUGAGAGGCGCGUGGUGGUGAGCGACCAGAACGGCGACAUUUCCGAACUCCAGCUCCUACCGUCGGGCGAACUUGUGCGCAAGAGCAAAUGGCACGCACACGAGUUUCCUGCGUGGAUCACAGCUUACAACUGCUGGGACACCAACAUCGUCUUCUCAGGCGGUGAUGACUGCAAGUUUCGCGUCUGGGACACACGCACAGAUUGCUCCUUCUCCGUCGCAGCAACAAAGAGGCACGAAAUGGGCGUGUGCAGCGUGCAGUGCUCGCAUCUGCGUGAACAUCUCCUGGCCACGGGCAGCUAUGACGAGCACGUGCGUUUGUGGGAUACGCGGUCCUUCAAGACGCCACUGGCAGAGGUGCACACUGGCGGCGGGCUGUGGCGGCUCAAGUGGCACCCGUCCAACCCACGCCUCCUCCUCUGCGCAGGGUAUGCGCUGGAGGAGAUGACGAGCACCGUCGUCGCUGAUGGGCAGCUUGCGCUGUCGCUGGAGUGGUCGGAUCGACGCCAACAGCCGGGAUGCGGCGCAUCUGAGAGGCGCGUGGUGGUGAGCGACCAGAACGGCGACAUUUCCGAACUCCAGCUCCUACCGUCGGGCGAACUUGUGCGCAAGAGCAAAUGGCACGCACACGAGUUUCCUGCGUGGAUCACAGCUUACAACUGCUGGGACACCAACAUCGUCUUCUCAGGCGGUGAUGACUGCAAGUUUCGCGUCUGGGACACACGCACAGAUUGCUCCUUCUCCGUCGCAGCAACAAAGAGGCACGAAAUGGGCGUGUGCAGCGUGCAGUGCUCGCAUCUGCGUGAACAUCUCCUGGCCACGGGCAGCUAUGACGAGCACGUGCGUUUGUGGGAUACGCGGUCCUUCAAGACGCCACUGGCAGAGGUGCACACUGGCGGCGGGCUGUGGCGGCUCAAGUGGCACCCGUCCAACCCACGCCUCCUCCUCUGCGCAGGGAUGCAUGCUGGGUUCCAGGUGCUGGCGGUGGACGACGAAGACGCGGGGCAGGCGGACAUUGUGUGCAAUUACGACACCAAUGGCGAGCUUGCGUACGGUGCAUCGUGGUUUGGUUGCCCGUCCAUCGCGACGAAGCAUGACCACGACAACGACGCCGCCAGUCACGACGAUGAUGGCAGUAAUGGUGGUGGUGAUGGUGAUGAUGCAUUGGUGGAUCUCGUUGGCACGUGUACAUUCUACAACGCUGAGCUACAGCUGUGGAAAGCAGAUGUGACUGCUAGUAAACACUCAGAUUAG